UUGAGGCCAAAAUGCUCUGAGAAAAAAAUGCAGUCGUUAUGAAAUAGAAGCCACGCCUCCACACACUCGUCGCUUUAAAGCUAGUACUUUCUGUGCAAUCUAAAGCUCUUGGAUUGUUUUGAAAGGGUACUGUAUUUCAUGAUCCCGCGUAGGCUUCACAUGGAGAAUAUUAGCACAAUGACAGAAAACCUAGGCAGGUGCAGCUCCGUCCUCAUAACAGGAGCCAGCCGGGGACUAGGUUUGCAAAUGGUGAAGGACUUAGUAAAACGGAAAGAGAGGCCGAAGAGAAUCAUAGCAACUGCCAGGAAUCCAGCCACUGCUGAGGAACUACAAGAAAUCACCAGAUCAUUCCCAGGAGUUCAUGUAGUCGCACUGGAUGUUGUCAGUGAACCAAGCAUACACUCUGCCUCUGAAGAAGUUGCUUCCAUCGUGGGAACUGAAGGAUUGAACUGUCUCAUAAACAAUGCAGCCAUCAACGUCUCCACCGACCUUCAAACUGUGACUGCAGAAGCAAUGAUGAAAGCCUUUGAGAGCAAUGCUGUUGCCCCUCUCUCAGUCACCAAGGCCUUUCUACCACAUUUACGAGCUGCUGCAGGACAAAACACUGGAAUGGGUGUGCAUAGAGCUGCGGUGAUCAACAUUUCCUCCAUCUUGGGAUCUAUUCAACUGAACUGGGGAGAUGGAGCCCAAUUUAAAAGCUAUGCCUAUAGGACAUCCAAGUCGGCGUUAAACAUGGUCACAAGAUGUCUGGCCACAGAUCUAGAAGCUGAAGGUAUUCUGUGCCUGGCAUUACACCCAGGAUGGGUGCGCACUGACAUGGGGGGCCCACAGGCACCUCUCAGCCCAGAGGAGAGCAUAUCUUCACUUCUAUCAGUGAUUUCUUCAUUGACAGAGAAGGAUCAUGGGGGAUACCUGGACUAUUCAGGAAACAAAUUACCAUGGUGAUUGUCCUCUUUGAAUCAAACAAGUAAACAAAAAUCAUUUGCUUCCCACACAUUGUGUGAACUGUUUUUAGAUGGUUGGUUAUGGCUGGCUUGUCAUGAUGAGUCUAAAUACAAGUUGAUGGAAGACAUAGAGACUGACAAACGUAACCAUCUCAGGGUUAUGUGAAGAUGACUUUGGAUUCUGUGAAUGAUACUAAAAACAUUCAUUGGUUAUUUUAAAACAAGAAACCGGAUCUGUUUGGUUCUACUUAGGGAUGGGAAUUUUGAGUGUUUAUCAGUGGUGGACCAAUAGCAAGAAUGUUCAGCUAAUCCUAUGAUCCUAACCAGUAUUUUUUGUAAAUACAAAGUAUUUUGCUAAUAUUGUUAGUUACUCUAUGUUCUGGAGUUAAUGGCAAUACAGUAUACAAUAAGCAUUAUGGUAAAUAAAACAUGUACAAAUCCCUUUCGGCCAAACAGUUAAGGUUUUACCUCACCACCACACAUGAUCACACUCACAUAAUAAAACCUGACCCUCAGGAUGUGACCACAGAACAAAAACCUUAUGCAUAAUCAAAAGGAUGGAAGGAUCUACAUUCACUAAGAAAAGAGGUUAACUCUGAGGUACACAGGCAUUUAAGCAGAAGAAAUGAACCAGAAAGAUUAUUAAUGAAGAAGGUGAUUAAUAACAGGGUCCCAGUUGUUAAAUAAUGUGAGAUAUGAUGACACACCAAGUAAUACAUAUUACAUUUGAUAAGCUAUAAUAAAAGGUGUGACAUCUGUGGCAUGGAGAUCUCAAUACUGGCACAUUCCAACUAAAUAUAAGUUACUAAAUAUAAGUAUCUAACUGCUCUGUGCCUAGUCAACACAAUGAAAGUGUGCAUUAUGUGUUCUGUCAGAGUGCCCCCUUCACUCCCAGAUUUUAUAUCACCAAUCUGUAAAUGUGUCAUUGUCCUGCUUGCAUUAGAAUUAAGUAGUUAAUGAAACAUAAUUUAAGGUGUUGUAGUCUAAGUAGUUUUUGUGGUGAAAAAACGUAUACUUCUUGACUUUGAUGAUUGAACUCUGAAGGCACAAUAAACGGUGUUCCCCAGUAUCACUGUGCACUUCA
Clupea harengus (Atlantic herring) is the source of this 2028-nucleotide messenger RNA. RefSeq lists its product as uncharacterized. The record is from RefSeq and is a predicted model, not a curated record. Gene Ontology annotation, molecular function: oxidoreductase activity. Gene Ontology annotation, cellular component: cytoplasm. NCBI's taxonomy places the organism in Eukaryota, Metazoa, Chordata, Actinopteri, Clupeiformes, Clupeidae.